Owenia fusiformis is the source of this 3773-nucleotide messenger RNA. Lineage: Eukaryota; Metazoa; Annelida; Polychaeta; Sabellida; Oweniidae. The record is from the annotation of a GenBank genome assembly.
AUGGGCUGUGUCCGAUCAGGCUGUGGUGUUUAUUGGGAUAAGAAACAAAUGGCCGGUUUAGGGUAUUAUGUUGUUGGUUUAUCAGUUGAUUCUAUGUUGACCCCAAAGGGGAUAGGGUAUUAUGAUGGUGAGAUAUUCAACUGGCAUGCAGAGAAGGUGGGAACCAGCGAGUCUGAGAUUACAAAAGUGGACGCCACGACCCCUGCCUUUGUGAUUACACGAGAGAAGGCGACAACCAGUGAGUCUGAGAUUACAAAAGUGGACGCCACGACCCCUGACUUUGUGAUUACACGAGAGGAGGCGACAACCAGUGAGUCUGAGAUUACAAAAGUGGACGUCACGACCCCUGCCUUUGUGAUUACACGAGAGGAGGCGACAACCAGUGAGUCUGAGAUUACAAAAGUGGACGCCACGACCCCUGACUUUGUGAUUACACGAGAGGAGACGACAGCCAGCGAGUCUGAGAUUACAAAAAGGGACGUCACGACCCCUGCCUUUGUGAUUACACUAGAGGAGGCGACAACCAGUGAGUCCGAGAUUACAAAAGUGGACGCCACGACCCCUGACUUUGUGAUUACACGAGAGGAGGCGACAACCAACGAGUCUGAGAUUACAAAAAGGGGCGCCACGACCCCUGCCUUUGUGAUUACACGAGAGGAGGCGACAACCAGUGAGUCUGAGAUUACAAAAGUGGACGCCACGACCCCUGACUUUGUGAUUACACGAGAGGAGGCGACAACCAACGAGUCUGAGAUUACAAAAGUGGACGCCACGACCCCUGACUUUGUGAUUACACGAGAGGAGACGACAGCCAGCGAGUCUGAGAUUACAAAAAGGGACGUCACGACCACUGCUUCUGUGAUUACACGAGAGGAGGUGACCACCAGCGAGUCUGAGAUUACAACAGAAAAGGUCUCAACCUCUGAAUCUGAUAUUAUAUUAGGGGAGGUCACAAUUACUGAAUCUGACAUUAUAUUAGGGGAGGUCACAACGGGGGUCACAACCACUGAAUCUGUGAUUUCAACAGAAGAGGCAACUGAAAUCGAGUCUGAGAUUACAAGAGGGAAGGUCACAAGCACCAAAUCUGAGAUUAUAACAGGAAAGGCCACGACCACUGAAUCUGUGAUUUCAUCAGAGUUGGUAACAACCAGCGAGUCUGAGAUCACAACAGGGGAGGACUUAAGCGGUGAUUUUUCAUCAUGCGAAACGCUGCACAUUACAUAUGACACGAGUCGUAGCAUGCCUCAGCGUCCAUUAUUUGGGUUAUACUUACGUUCGAACACGACUUUCGAUGGGCGUCCAGUUUACAUGUUAGAGGAAACAACUUUAAACAGAUACAAUGUAACACUCUACCAUACUACAACAGCUAUGACAAACGAAUGGGUGAUUAGUGAAACAGCUGGACAGCGGGAACAUGUACUUAUUCGGAUUUUCGAUGAUGCUAUGUUCCCGGAGUUUGUCCAAAAAGAUGCGUUAUCAAAGGGAUUCUUUAACGACGAAUGGAUGGACAUUCCCUCACUGCAGUUUAAUUGUUUCAAAGAGAAAACCCCGUGUAAAACUAUAUACUUAGACUCACAAGAUUGGACGCCGGGAGGUGUUACUCCAUCGGACACUUACAUAUUUGGGAUUUGGACAUUGGAUACGACUCAAAAAUUCAACAAUCGAGUUGUGUACCGCCAUGAGAGGCUUGAUAAUGAUCUGUACUUAUUUAGAGUUCAACCUUUGUCGUGGGUUAUGCAGAUAGGGUCUCCUAAAAGUACAGAUUUGAAUUCUUCAAUUGCCCCUUUGGCCAUAAGUAAUGAUUCAAGUAUAUACCCAGAAGACAUUACAGCCCCGAUCGCUAUGCUUGACAGCAGUGGGAAGCAUACAUGGACUAUAGACACAUUCGCUUGUUUUUCAGUUGAAAAUACAUGCGAUGCUCUAAAUGUUAGUAGUACUAGUCAAAAUUGCCAAGAUGAGGAAUUCGUCGGUAUUUACGAUAAGAGUGGAGAAACGCAUUCUCGACCAUACUACCGGAAAAUUGACGAUCCAAAAUAUUUCCUUGGAUUCAGUUUCGUGCAGGAGUCCAUUCCAAUAUGGAGUUUUAUAUUCACCAAUCUGUUUGUUGGUUAUAUUUAUGAGUUCACACCAGACCCUCUAAAAAUUCGUAAAAAGUCCUUGACUAUGGAAUGCAUUGAUAACCCUAAACUAACAACAGUGCUUGACAUAACCACAGAGGCAACAGCUAAUGCUGACAUCAAAACAAGGUCUGCUAUUACCACUCAGUUAGACGUUGAGACAAAAGAUUCUACAACCACAACGAGUGCUGUAUCAACUGAGUCUGGGUUUGAAAUAGGGGCUGUUAAAACGAUUGAGCAUAGUGAUGCUAUAGACGAAAAUCUCACAACUGAGCCUCAUAUUAUAACAGAGUCUGGUUUAAAAAUUGUGUCUGACAAUACAAUAGAAGUUGCAAUUGAUCCUGACUACACAACAGAGUCUACUUUGGCAAUCAAUACUGACGCUACAACUGAGGAUGCAACAACAAUUAAGCUUGAUGCUACAACUGAGGAGGAAACAAGUAAUUCUGCUGCUACAGCUAAGGAUGCAACAACAGCUAAGCCUGAUACUACAACUGAGGAUACAACAACUAAGUCUGAUGCUACAACUGAGGAUGCAAAAACAGCUCGGCCUGAUGCAACAACAUCUCAGCCUGAUGCUACAACAACUGAAGAUGCAACAAUAACUAUGCCUAAUGUUAUAACACAUGCUAUAAACGCCAGAACUGAUGUUAUGACAACAAUUAAACAUGAGGGUAUACUCGAGGACGCUGCUACAACAAAGGCGGUUGUCACAAACGAAACAAUGCGGUUGUCCACCGGUCCAGCGGAUACCACGUCAACAGAGAGCAGCAUAUCGAACAAAAGAAACAACGUUACAGCGUGUUAUAACAAAUGUAGCAAAGGAAUGGUGCAAAAUAUGAAUGGCGAAUGCGUUGUUGGAAAAACAUUUCAAAUUGAGAUUACAUUCUCUCUUCGCUGGGACGACAGACUGGUGAAACCAUCGCAAAUGUACAUUCAGAUGGAGUCUGACAUACUUUGUUCAGCAGAACGGGGUUUUACUCCUAUGAUAACAAUGACAAUUGGUUUGAACUUGACUAAUCUAUCACCUGGAUCUAUAAUAGCAAACCUUACUGUUACUGCUGCUCCAAUAAAUGAGUCAAUGGCUGACUACAACGUUACGCUAAAGGACAUCGUUCAUGCAUUUGAUGCGAGAAGGGCGAGUGGAGGCAAAGAGAACCUUCCAUAUACACCAGAUUCUAUUACCGGUGCAAGUGCUAUGUAUCCAUAUUUGUGUAUGAAAGAUUACAACGAGUGUGCCGAUCAAGAGGAUCUAGCAAUGAGAUGUGAUGAGGCGGCCAGGUGUAUAAAUACGAUUGGAUCAUUUGAAUGUGUUUGUCCUGUUGGUACGAUAGAUGUCAGUCCUGAUCCUACAUUCACAGGGAGAAAAUGUUCAUAUAGCGAAACUGACUCUGGUGUAUACAUCAUAUUAGCUGUCGUUAGUCUGGCGGCAGUAACGGUUGUCUGCAUUAUCGUUUGCUCCAGUCUGAUCUACCUAAAAAGAAAGCGCUCGCGAUUGGAAAGAAAAUUUAUCAAAUAUUUCAACAGGGAUACGACUAGGAGAAUGCCCAUGAGUCGGCUACCCAUGGCGUAUAACGACAUCCAGGGAUUGGGAGAUCAUGGGUCACAAAGUAGGCGCCAAGAGGGAGUCUAUGGUAACAGAGAAUAGAGGAGCAG